AGUGAACCUUAUUGGAGAACAUGUGGAUUACUGCGGAUACUCGGUAUGUCCAAUGGCUUUGGAACAAGAUAUACUUUUAGCCGUGUCCAUCGAAGAUGAUAAAAUGCUGCACCUACAGAAUUUGGAUAUGAAAAUCCGAUGUCAAAGGAGAGGAUGGCGAAUUUGUGCGCAGGAUGUGAACGCUACAUUGGCACCCAAGGAGGCGGAAUGGACCAAGCCAUCGCUUUUUUGGCCAAUGAGGGUUGCGCCAAACUCAUCGAGUUUUCUCCCUUGAGAUCCACCGACAUCAACCUUCCCUCGGGGGCGGUUUUCGUCAUAGCCCACAGCUUGACGAAUUUGAACAAGGCCGCCACCACCGAUUUCAACUGCAGGGUGAUCGAAUGCCGUCUAGCAGCGCAGGUAAUGGCCAAGAAAAGAGGACUGGAAUGGGCAAAAAUAAAGCGAUUAGGAGAACUACAAAAAGCUCUUCGCGUCGAUCUACAGGCUAUGAUUUCGCUAGUAGAGGAAACUUUGCACGAUCCGCCUUACAUGAAAGAGGAAGUCAUAAAGGAACUGGAAACUACCUCUGAAUGCUUGGCAGAAACUUCACUGACGCAGAAUACGAAACACAUCCAGAGCUUCAAACUGAAACAACGUGCCCUACAUGUGUUUCGAGAGGCACUCAGAGUGGAAAAGUUCGUCGAAGCAUGUUCCGGGCCUCCCGGGACCGAAACUUUGGACAUUCUAGGCCAACUUAUGAACGAAAGCCAUGAGAGCCUACGAGACCUCUACGAAUGUAGCCACCCCCAGCUAGACAGGUUAGUCGAAAUAUCUGGAGGUUACACGCUGGGCACGAGAUUAACGGGGGCGGGGUGGGGCGGCUGCACGGUGUCCCUUUUGUCGCCAGAGAAAGUGGGGGAGUAUGUUGACUUUCUCAAAGAGCAGUUUUACAAACCACUCGGAGUUUUCGACGGCUUCGAAUCCGUUGUGUUUGCUACUUCACCCAGAGGGGGUGCUUGUAUCUAUGUUUGAUUUAUUUUUCUGUUAAUGGUGUUUGCUUGGCGACUGUUCGCUUUUCUCGUGAGAAAAUGUCGCGUAGACGUAACAGUUUUGGAGAAGUUUGUAAUAAAUUGGAAAAGCAGA
This is a messenger RNA of Leptinotarsa decemlineata (Colorado potato beetle), 1122 nucleotides long. It is a transcript of the gene Galk, whose product is annotated as N-acetylgalactosamine kinase. Gene Ontology annotation, molecular function: galactokinase activity; ATP binding. Gene Ontology annotation, biological process: carbohydrate phosphorylation; galactose metabolic process. The record is from RefSeq and is a predicted model, not a curated record. Gene Ontology annotation, cellular component: cytoplasm; cytosol. Lineage: Eukaryota; Metazoa; Arthropoda; Insecta; Coleoptera; Chrysomelidae.